GUAGGGUAGCAGAGGUUGAAAUAACUCACCUAGCAGAAAACUAUCCCAGAGCGCCUUCAGACGACUACUUUGGAGAGCUCAUCCCAUCCCUUUCGCGCACACAAAGGCGCCAUCCCGGCCACUUCCCAUCCUACAAGGCAGACACCCGGUGACUAUCGCUCUUCCACCUAGGGCUCAGUGUCCUGGCUCAGCUCCCUACAACUGCCACGGUUGCAGAUCUAACAACCGUAAGAAGCGGGAUGUGAGGAAUCCCCGAAAGGUUCCGAGCGCAGGGACUCUUGCAAAGCAAAGGACGUGGGCUUCUAACACAUUGAGUAUUAGAAAAAGAAUACUGUGCAGGGGACCUGUGAAGUCAAGGCUUCUAGAAGGGGCACCUGUUUUUGCUCCGCAGGGCAGAUGAUCCCUCUCUAACUUAGGUCCCCUUGAUUUUCCACCUGAGCCCAAGGUGCGAUAUACCGCAGCAUCGGACACUGGGCUCGAAUCUGCAGGCUUGGGGUCAGAGAGAGGGGUUCCGCUACCAAGAAGCGCGCGCCUCUACUUUCACCCUAUGCGCCAACUCAGAGUAACAUUUCCCAUUUUAAAUUAAAAUUCAAAGAGCGGGCACAGCGGAAUCUUCUGGAAAGGGGCGAAGAUGAACUCAGGAGGCGGGGGUCGAUGUGGAAAGAGCAGAUGGAUUAUUUUUUUUCCUCUUCUGACGAAUGAGGAGCGCCCCCAGCUACCCCUCCUCACGGACCCCCCGCCCAAGCGCGCAUGCGCACUUGGGCAGCGGGCAGAUACUUAAGGCGCGGCCACCGCGGUUGCGGCAGUGCGCCCAACAGCGGACUCCGAGAGGCCAGCGGACCUCGGAACCAGCAGCACUCGCUCUCAACCACCCACCCACCAGUCUCGGAACCAUGGCGGCAGUGGCGGCAGCGUCGGCUGAAUUGCUCAUCAUCGGCUGGUACAUUUUCCGCGUGCUGCUGCAGGUGUUCCUGGAAUGCUGCAUUUACUGGGUAGGAUUCGCUUUUCGAAAUCCUCCAGGGACACAGCCCAUUGCGAGAAGUGAGGUGUUCAGGUACUCCCUGCAGAAGCUGGCAUACACGGUGUCGAGAACCGGACGGCACGUGCUGGGAGAGCGCCGCCAGCGGGCCCCCAACUGAGGCUCCAGCCCGCUCCCCUGGGCGGCCGCGUCACCAGGUGCUCCUGUGCCAUUCCACCAGCACGGGAGCCAGCGCCGCGCAGGAAUGGGGCGUCCCCUGUGCCCUCUCGCCAGAGGAGCACUUGCCAAGGUCAGUGAGGGGCUGGUAGGCCCCCGGAGAAGCAGCACCGACAAUGACGACAACACGAGAUCCCUUCCCCACCCCUUUGCACCCCUCCCACUGCGGGUGGCCUAGAGGGAGGAGGGGGGCUCAGAGGGAGCAGACUCUUGAGAUCUGGGCACAGGCAACGCAUUCAGAUCUGGACCAAGUCGGGACAGCGCCAUCCCAGCCCCGCAGCCAUGGCCAUGCCAACAGGCCGCACCACAGAGAUCCAGACAACUACACCAGCCAGCAGAAUGGACAUUCCAACAUCACCAGCCGAAGCCCUGAAUCUCGGUGCAGCAGACCAGACGAGCAGCAACUCUGUGCCUGUGUGGCAGGACUGGAGGGCAGAGGGUGAGGGGAGAGGGUUAAGAAGCAGAGCAGGGCCCUCACUGUCCUUUGCCUAAGGCAUGUGCAUUCCAGCCUUGCUGCCUUUGCUCCCUCGAUUCCCCUUUCUUCCUCACUGCCACCCCAAAGAAAUGUGUCACUCAAUUUGGACCUACUGAACAAGAAAACGAAUCCCAUCUUUAUCAAAACACCUUCUCCAAGCCCCCAGCCCCUCACUGAUCUUGAAUCCCCCAGGUCUCAUGCAAUUGUGGUCAAUAUUGUGGUAAUCGCUAAUUGUAAUAAUUGUAUAAUUGUGCAUUAGUUGUGUCUCCCCGGCUAGAUUGUAAGCUCCUGGAGGACAGGGACCGCCUCUACUAAAAAUAAAAAAGUACCUCCCCUGUCUCGCACAGUGUCCCAGGACCCUGCGGGGCGGUGGAGGCGCACCAAAAA
This is a messenger RNA of Capra hircus (goat), 2057 nucleotides long. RefSeq names its product neuronatin (gene NNAT). Gene Ontology annotation, biological process: positive regulation of insulin secretion; brain development. Bases 699 to 1139 code for a protein of 146 amino acids. The record is from RefSeq and is a predicted model, not a curated record. Gene Ontology annotation, cellular component: cytoplasm. The transcript is spliced from 3 exons. Lineage: Eukaryota; Metazoa; Chordata; Mammalia; Artiodactyla; Bovidae.